This is a messenger RNA of Arabidopsis thaliana (thale cress), 1187 nucleotides long. RefSeq names its product Glutamine amidotransferase type 1 family protein. NCBI's taxonomy places the organism in Eukaryota, Viridiplantae, Streptophyta, Magnoliopsida, Brassicales, Brassicaceae. Bases 58 to 879 code for a protein of 273 amino acids. Gene Ontology annotation, cellular component: chloroplast. The record is from RefSeq and is marked reviewed. Gene Ontology annotation, molecular function: anthranilate synthase activity. The transcript is spliced from 8 exons. Gene Ontology annotation, biological process: L-tryptophan biosynthetic process.
AACGUUACGAGUUCUUCAGUUUCUCAGUUCUCCAAACGACAACUUCGAGCCAAAACAAUGGCGGCUACUACAUUGUACAAUUCCUGUCUUCUUCAACCGAAGUAUGGCUUCACCACUCGCCGCCUAAACCAGUCUCUCGUUAACUCUCUUACGAACCCAACAAGAGUUUCGGUUUUGUGGAAGAGUCGUAGAGAUGUUAUUGCGAAAGCUUCGAUUGAAAUGGCGGAAUCGAAUUCGAUAUCUUCCGUUGUUGUCAAUUCCUCUGGUCCUAUCAUCGUGAUUGAUAAUUACGACAGCUUCACUUACAAUCUCUGCCAGUAUAUGGGAGAGCUAGGGUGCCAUUUUGAAGUUUACCGCAAUGAUGAACUUACAGUUGAGGAGCUGAAAAGAAAAAAGCCAAGAGGAUUGUUGAUUUCUCCUGGACCUGGUACCCCUCAAGACUCUGGGAUUUCCUUGCAAACUGUUUUGGAACUCGGACCACUUGUUCCUUUAUUUGGAGUAUGUAUGGGUUUGCAGUGUAUAGGAGAAGCAUUUGGAGGAAAGAUUGUGCGGUCACCAUUUGGUGUUAUGCAUGGGAAAAGCUCAAUGGUUCACUAUGAUGAGAAAGGAGAAGAAGGCUUGUUCUCUGGAUUAUCCAACCCUUUCCUUGUAGGUAGAUAUCACAGUCUCGUGAUCGAAAAAGAUUCAUUUCCUAGUGAUGAACUCGAGGUUACAGCAUGGACAGAAGAUGGUCUGGUUAUGGCUGCCCGUCACAGAAAGUACAAGCAUAUACAGGGAGUUCAAUUUCAUCCGGAGAGUAUUAUAACAACCGAAGGCAAGACAAUUGUUCGCAAUUUCAUCAAACUCGUAGAGAAAAAGGAAUCUGAGAAGCUGGCAUAGGCUUAGCCUGAAUGAGAAAAUCAGCUGUGUUCGAUUAGUGCUUCCCUGUAAUAAUGUCUGCCAAUGCAAAAUGUUCCUUGGCAUCUUACCAUUGUUUCUACCCGGAAUGUGUCUAGUUCUUUCAGUUCAGGACGAAUCUGGAAAGGCUCGAUAGUAUUCAGUGCUGUUGGAACAUAACAGUACAUGAGAUAAGAUCUAAUCAGAUCUCACUUUCUUAUUGUCAUACUGGCUUUCCUUGGUCUAAUUCACGGUUGUGGUAUAUAUAGUCAUCUUGCAAGUGAACAAGUGACUAGAACAACUUGAUACGG